Molecule: messenger RNA, 1150 nt
Organism: Aspergillus ruber CBS 135680
Lineage: Eukaryota; Fungi; Ascomycota; Eurotiomycetes; Eurotiales; Aspergillaceae
Product: putative oligosaccharyl transferase subunit Dad1
Exons: 2
Coding region: 144-665 (173 amino acids)
Biological process (GO): protein N-linked glycosylation
Cellular component (GO): membrane; oligosaccharyltransferase complex
Source: RefSeq, a predicted model, not a curated record
GCCAACACCAUUGCCAAUUGCUGCGUUUCCUUCUCGAAUCUACCUUAUCGCCACUCAUAGUUACUACCGGCACCCAUCUACACUUAUCGAAAACAACCAUCCAUCCCCAAACCCAACAACAACAACAACAACAAACCUCCGCAAUGGCCCCGAAACGACACGCAGCAGCAACACCCUCCACCCCCUCAGCCACCACUACCACACCCCUAAAAUCCACUAUCUCCUCCAGCCCAGCUACCCUAAAAUCCAACGCCUCCCCGCUCGAAAUCGCCCACUAUGUGCUAAAUCAGUACCUCACGACCACACCGCAGCGCACGAAGCUGCUGGACGCCUUCAUGGGUUUUCUGGCAAUUGUCGCGGUAGCGCAGUUUUUGUACUGUGUGUUGGCUGGGAAUUAUCCGUUUAAUGCGUUUCUGAGUGGGUUCUGUGCGGCUGUGGGGCAGUUUGUGCUUACGGCAAGUUUGAGGAUGCAGACCAGUGGUGGUAAUGGUGGUGACGGUAAGAAGGAGGGUGGUAAGGCUGGUGGGAAGGGGAAGAGUGUGAGGAUUGCGGGUGAGGAGAAGGAGGAUGGUGGUGAAUGUGAGGUUUCGCAUGAGAGGGCGUUUGCGGACUAUGUCUUCGGAAGUGUGAUCUUGCAUUUCUUCUGCGUAAACUUUAUCAACUAAGCAGUUGGACGAGAUGGUAGAAUGGACGGAAUAGGGUCAAUUCGUCGCAGUUGUGCUUGGGCUUGGUUGAUCCAAACCUCUUACAUGGGUUCCUGCUGUUCUAUCUGAUGAGCAUCCUGCGGGCUUUUUUGUUUCCUUUGCGCAUUGAUUGAUUUGUAUCAUACGAGCGUUAUAUUAUUGUCAGAUGUCAAUUGAGGAUCAAAAGCGUUAUAAUGAAGUCUGGUCUAGAUGCCAUGCAAUUAUAUAACCUCUAACUAUCAGUAGAGAACCCUUAUCCAAACGCCAAACAGGGUAUAUGUACAUCUAUGCACUUAAAAAUGAAAAAAAGGACCUCUAAAAUGCCCUUCCUCCCCUUCUCUUCACCUGCGGCCUCCUUACAACACUCCCACCACCUCCAUGGCCAGCACCAGCACCAGACGAAGAUGACGCAGUAACACCUCCAAUCCUCCUAGCACCGACUCCAGGUCGUCUUACGACCGAUGAAC